Messenger RNA from Poecile atricapillus (Black-capped chickadee), 1439 nucleotides. It is a transcript of the gene MYOZ1, whose product is annotated as myozenin 1. Lineage: Eukaryota; Metazoa; Chordata; Aves; Passeriformes; Paridae. Bases 217 to 1101 code for a protein of 294 amino acids. The transcript has 6 exons. Gene Ontology annotation, cellular component: Z disc; actin cytoskeleton. The record is from RefSeq and is a predicted model, not a curated record. Gene Ontology annotation, molecular function: actin binding; telethonin binding; FATZ binding.
AAAUUCACAGCACUUUGCAUCAGCACUUUGUGCUGGGCAGAGCUUCCCUGCACCCAGGCACCCUGGGAGAGUGGGGCUGCUGGACAAGCCUCCCCAGGCAGCACCCAGAGACAGGCUGGGAGGGAGCAGCCACUGCUGAGCUCUGGGGCAGGUGUGUGAGCUGGUCUGAGCCUGGCACUGCAAGCCUGAGAGCAAAGCAGAGAACCCUUUGUGGGAAUGCCCCUUGCAGGGACUCCUGCUCCUGUUAAAAGGAAAAAGUCCACUAAACUCAUUGGGAAGCUGACACAUGAAGCUAUGCCACAAGAGGUGUCCAAGCUGAACCUGGGGAAGAAGAUCAGCAUCCCCAGAGAUGUGAUGCUAGAAGAGCUUUCUCUCCUCACUAACAAAGGAUCCAAGAUGUUCAAAUUACGUCAGCUGAGAGUGGAGAAGUUCAUUUAUGAGAAUAACCCUGAUGCCUUCACUGACAAUUCUGUGGAUCACUUUCAGAAGUUCAUCCCACCAGGAGGGCAUUAUGGAGAAGAUGCUCAAGGCUAUGCCCAUGGGCGGAUGGUAGGAGGAAUGCCAGCUGGGCAGCAUGGCUCCAGUACGCAGCAGCAUCCUGGUGUCCCUCCUAGGCUUGGAAGCAGAGGAGGCACCAGAGAUGGUGAAGAGGAGCAUGCAGGGAAAUCAUCUGGAAGUGGUGGAGAAGGAGGCGAUGGUACUGGCAAAGAUGGAAAGUCAGGAGGCAAAAAAGUUACUAUAUUUAAAACUUAUAUUUCCCCUUGGGAACGAGCAAUGGGUAUCAGCCCUGAGGACAAAAGUCAGUUCUCCACGGACUUACUGUCAUACAGCCCUAAAGCUGAUUUUCCCCAUUACAAGUCUUUUAACCGGACUGCCAUGCCUUAUGGGGGUUAUGAAAAAGCAGCCAAACGGAUGACCUUCAAAGUGCCUCAGUUUGAUAUCUGCCCUUUGCUCCCAGAAUCUCUCAUGAUCUAUAAUCAAAAUUUCAGCAAAAGACCCUCCUUCAACAGAACCCCAAUACCUUGGAUGCCUUCAGGAGACUUCUCAGAGUACCAGACUACAGUCAAUGUGCCAGUGUGUGGUGAAACAGAAGAGCUGUAAAUCCCCACUGCCAAGACCUUCCCUUUUUUCUCAGCCCUUUCUCUUUGCAAGUUGAUAGUAAGGAGCGGAAAAGUGCAACUCUAGUUCUGCCAGCUCUUCCUUUCUUUUGCCCGCAGCCAAGACAAGUCCCUAGCAGGUUUUAAACUUCUCUUCACUAUAUUGUUAAUCUAAAUCACACACAGUUUGAGGAAAAGGAGCUUUUUAUUCACUAGCACAUUAGAGGCCAAGACUAAGGAAGUGUUUUUCUGUUUAGCAAUGCUACAUGCUGCCUGUCUGAUUGAUAAUGAACCUGUUUUGUCAUAUAUUAACAAAAAAAUAAAACACCAAGAUGAAAAAUA